CGUUCCAUAUCACCACCGACAAUAAGAAUUACUUAUUAAUUAAGAAAUUAAAUAAUCUACUAAAUGCGCAAAACUGUUCUCUUUUUCCAUGUAAAAUGCUUGCGCAAUUAUAUUUAGCUUCAUUAUGAAAACAGUAAUUAGUAAUCAACUUCAGUUAAUGAUAACAAAGGAGGAGACGAGAGAAAGAGAAUAGAACGCGUCUCCUAUUUUCUCCUCUCAUUUAUCAGAAGCUUGAAAGCAGCAGCUACAUCCUGCUAUUACUAGUAGUUGCUACUUGCUACUCACACUCUGUUACUAGUAUCCAAAUUGAGAGACGCCCAAAAAGCCAAAGCAAGAAGUCAGACAGCAAGAAACCCACAAUUCCCCUCCGGCUCUCACUCAGAUCUGAGAUCUAAAUCUAUAUUCCCACUCACUGGUCAGCCAUUGAUUUCUGGUUCUCCAAUCCCACUUUUCCCAUCUCCUUCUUCUUCUUCGUUUCAAUGACCCCAGCCUGAUCUCUUUCUUAACUAUUUGUUCUGUGCUUCGUAAAGGGCUGUUGAUUAGAGCUGCUUCGCUUCUUGAUUGAUUGCUUCAUCGUCCAUCAUCAAUCAUGUCGAGGAGGCAAGUAGGCUCCGGCAGGCGAUUCGUCGACUCCGGCAACUUCCCCUUCGCUUCCGCUCUCCAUCACAAGUCCCGCUCUUCUCCUUUACUCUCCAUCGGUCUAGUCGUCUUGGGUGCUUUGCUUCUCAUCGCCUAUGCUUAUGGCGGUCCAGGUUUGUUCAGGGGUAACAAGGAUGUCAGUAGGAUUGAAGGCGACUAUACGUGUACAGCAGAAGUCGUGAGAGCUAUACCAUUCCUGAAGAAAGCAUAUGGAGACAACAUGCGUAAAAUUUUGCAUGUAGGUCCUGAUACUUGUGCUGUUGUUUCCACAUUGUUGAAAGAAGAAGAAACUGAAGCUUGGGGGUUGGAGCCAUACGACAUCGAGGAUGCAGAUGCAACCUGCAAAAAUCUUGUUCGGAGGGGACUUGCUCGUGUUGCUGAUAUCAAAUUCCCUCUACCCUACAGGGCAAAGUCAUUCUCACUCGUUAUUGUGUCGGAUGCUCUUGAUUACCUUUCACCAAAGUACCUGAACAGGACUCUUCCUGAACUGGCUAGGGUUGCUUCAGAUGGUCUCGUUAUCUUUACAGGUUAUCCUGGCCAACAGAGAGCUAAAGUUGCAGAACUGUCCAAAUUUGGACGGCCGCCCAAAAUGAGGAGCUCCUCUUGGUGGAUUCGCUAUUUUGUUCAAACAAGUUUAGAAGAAAAUGAAGUUGCUCAAAAGAAGUUUGAUCAGGCAGCACUGAAGAGGUCGUACAAGCCAAACUGUCAAGUAUUCCACCUCAACCCAUACCAUUAAACGUCAAGGGACACGAUGAGAACCAGCCUAUAGGCCACUGUUAUCUCAGUUUUCGGUUCCCUCGCACUUGAGCUCAAAGAUAUCUAUUACUCCCACACGCACACAAGCCAAGCCCAUUCUCUUACCUUGUUAGCUAAAUGCCUAAAUCACAUGAAAAAAAAAAAAAAUGUUCUUACAUUAUGUUGUAUCAUUUUUAACAUUCAAACAAUCAAUACCUUAUUAAUCCAUGUCAAGUUUGUUGAUUGAUAGCAGUCGACUUCUCCGUUUUGGAUUCAGCUUCCCCAACGAGGUGGAUAUAUUGUUUGAUUGACUAAUAGUGAAAGAAAUCGUGUUCUAGCCUCUUAGGGGUCGUUUGGAAGUUGCGAUUGUUAAAUAGAUGUAUUGUUGAGAAUGUAUGUAUGAUAUUAUACAUGUAUUGUCGAAUUUGAUGCAUUGUAGAAUACAAUGUUUGGUAUGUG
This is a messenger RNA of Linum trigynum, 1833 nucleotides long. Lineage: Eukaryota; Viridiplantae; Streptophyta; Magnoliopsida; Malpighiales; Linaceae. The record is from the annotation of a GenBank genome assembly.